ACAAAAAAAUGUCUGAGCCAUCCGCACCACCGGACGAGGCGGAGAGCACAAUUCGGAGCCCGGACCUCCCAUUCGUCUCCUCAAUAGUCGGAGGCCUGUUCGCUGGCCGAGCAAUUGUGGUCAGUGGAAUGGUUUUGCCAGGAUUCGCGUCGGAUCGGAAAAGAUUUCAAAUCGAUCUGUGCUGUGGGCUAUUAAUUGAUGGAGAUCAUAUGGACAAUAAGGCUCUUCAUUUUAAUCCGAGAUUUGAUGCAAAAACCGGAUGGUUCAGCGGCCCUGGGGACGAUAAGCUCGUGAUCAACUCGUUCGUUUCGGGACGAUGGGGCAACGAAGAACGAUUCGAUAAUCCGUUCAAGGAGGGAGAACCCUUCCAGAUUCGGAUAAUGGUUUUUGAGAAGUACUUUAAGAUCUCAGCCAGUGGAAAACACAUGUGCGAUUUCCCACACCGGGUUCCAGUUGAAUCGAUUCGAACAAUCUCCAUCAACGGAAACAUCCGUGUCGACUACGUGGAAUUCCAUCCACCGAUCGGAAUCGGUGCUGAUGGGAAGCCGACUCUAGUUGCACCAACGCCAAAACAGGAGGUCAUAACGAAAAUUGAUAAACCGAACGUUCCAUUCGAACUCCCACUGCCACCUGGCGGAUUUGUAUCUCCUCAGUCCGCUCGUUUCACAAUUACCCCGUUCCUAUCGUCGGAGAGAUUCACAAUAAAUCUGAAGAGCAAAGGAGAAUUCCUCUUCCACUUUCGAGUCGACAUGCCGAAUCAGGCGCAAAAGAUUAAGCCCCACGUGAUUCGGAACAGCUCGAAAAACGGUGUGAAAUGGCUAACAGAAGAACGAACAUUCGGAACAUUCCCAUUUCACAAAGGAAUCACCCAUGACAUUGUGUUCACCGCCUAUGGAAAAUCUGUUACAGUCGACGUGGAUGGGGCGCCAUUUGUGAAGUUCGUUUACCGAGAUGGCGAUGAUCCGGUGAACGUCGAUCAGAUUACUGUAGUCGGAGAUGUAUUGAUUCAUCGAUUCGAGCACAAGGGAUGACCUAUUUUUUGACCAUUUAUAAUUACUUUUCGAUGUUAAUUUUAUGUGAUUAUACUAUAUCUGUGAUCCAUUUGAUUUUCCUAAUUUAUUUUUUGCACUUGCGAGUAGAUAAAUGAGCUUCAUUU
Molecule: messenger RNA, 1156 nt
Organism: Caenorhabditis elegans
Lineage: Eukaryota; Metazoa; Nematoda; Chromadorea; Rhabditida; Rhabditidae
Gene: lec-12
Product: Galectin
Exons: 8
Coding region: 9-1031 (340 amino acids)
Molecular function (GO): carbohydrate binding
Source: RefSeq, marked reviewed